UCCUAAAUCCUAUUUCUCGAACCUAUUUUUAUAUGGAGAGCUCAUAGAACAUCUGUCAAGAACACCAAAACCAAAAAUCCAAAAAUGUUGAGAAUCAAACCCAACCACCUCCCUCCACUUCUUCUCUUCCUCCUCCUCCAUUUCCACCUCCACCAUCUCCACCUCACACAAGCCCAACUAGCCCCAAACACCACUGGCUACACCUGCACCGCCACCACCAACACCACCUAUCCUUGCCAAACCUAUGCCUUCUACAGAGCCACCUCUCCUAACUUUCUUGAUCUAGCCUCCAUAGCUGACCUCUUCUCUCUCAGCCGCCUCAUGAUCUCCACCCCCAGCAACAUCUCCGACCCCACCACCCCUCUCCUCCCCUCCCAACCCCUCUUUAUCCCCCUAACUUGCUCCUGCAAUACCAUCAACACCACCACAAGUUUUUCCUAUGCAAAUCUCACUUACACAAUCAAGAAAGAUGACACUUACUACUUAGUCUCCACAAACAAUUUUCAAAACCUCACAACCUACCAAUCUGUCCAAAUUGUCAACCCAAAUCUAAUCCCAACCAACCUUACAAUCGGUGUCACCGUAAUUUUCCCGGUGUUUUGCAAGUGUCCAAACACAACCCAAUUGCAGAACAGAGCCAAUUUUCUCAUCAGCUAUGUUUUCCAGCCCUCUGACAACCUCACUUCCAUUGCUUCAAUGUUUGGCUCAACAACACAGUCUAUAAUUGAUGUCAAUGGUAAUCAUCAGAUUCAACCCUUUGAAACUAUCUUUGUACCUGUUUCAAAACUUCCUAAUUUGACACAACCUAGUGGUGUUUUUGUUAAUUCAACCUCUGGUGAGAAUGGGAAAAAAGGGGUUGUGGUUGGAUUGGGAAUUGGGUUGGGGGUUUGUGGGGUUUUGCUGGUUUUGGUUUGUGGGUUGUUUGGUUACAGAGAAAAUACAUGGAAGAAGAGGAAAGGGAUGGUGGACAGAGGUGGAGAGGGAGAGAAAAUGGUUAAGGGAGGAAAGCCUCUGGAUGUGAAAUUUGUGGCUGAUAUGUCAGAUUGUUUGGAUAAGUAUAAAGUGUUUGGGAUUGAAGAACUGAGAGAAGCAACUGACGGGUUUGAUGAGAGGUGGGUGAUUCAAGGGUCUGUGUAUAAAGGUUGUAUUGAUGGAGUCAUCUAUGCUAUCAAGAAGAUGAAGUGGAAUGCUUGUGAAGAACUCAAGAUCUUGCAGAAGGUCAACCAUGGCAAUCUAGUGAAGCUAGAAGGGUUCUGCAUAGACCCUGAAGAUGGAAAUUGCUAUCUCGUUUACGAGUACGUUGAAAAUGGAUCUCUACACUCAUGGCUACACGACAACAAGAAGGGAAAGUUGACUUGGAGAACAAGGUUAAGAAUCGCCAUUGAUGUAGCCAAUGGCCUCCAAUACAUCCAUGAACACACAAGGCCGAGGGUGGUUCACAAGGACAUCAAGAGUAGCAACAUCCUGUUGGAUGCAAACAUGAGAGCCAAGGUUGCCAAUUUUGGGCUAGCAAAGUCUGGCUGCAACGCCAUAACAAUGCACAUUGUUGGAACUCAAGGCUACAUUGCCCCUGAGUACCUUGCCGAUGGGGUGGUUUCAACUAAAAUGGAUGUUUUCUCUUUCGGGGUGGUCUUGCUCGAGCUAAUUUCAGGCAGGGAAGCCAUGGAUGGAGAAGGGAAGCUCUCGUGGAAAAGUGCUAGUGAAGUUUUGGAUGGAAAUGAUGAAAAGAGGAAGGAGAUGAGGUUGAAGGGUUGGAUGGAUGGUGUUCUUCUUGAAGAGACUUGCUCAAUGGAUAGUGUUAAGAAUAUGAUGGCUAUUGCCAUUGCUUGUUUGCAUAGAGACCCUACCAAGAGGCCUAGUAUGGUUGACAUUGUUUAUGCAUUGUGCAAGAGUGAUGAGUUGUUCUUUGAUGUUUCAGAGGAUGGACAAUCACUCCAAGAAGUAAUAGCCAGAUAGUUGGUGUCUUGGAUCCCGUGGUGAGUGGAUGCUAGGUUUGAAUCUCAUCGACCCUUAAAAGAAGUUAAGAGCAGAUAUGUUUUAGUUAUGACAAGUAAGAGCGUGUUUGCCUAUAAUUAUUAAUGCCGGUAUGGUUUGUAAAUUAUUAGACUAUCCAAAACACUCAAAUUAUUAGACUAUCCAAAACACUCAAAUUUUGAGUUUUGAGUGAUUAUAAAUAAAUGCUUUAAUAUCUAAAGUUGCAAUAAA
Messenger RNA from Camellia sinensis, 2205 nucleotides. Its product is annotated as serine/threonine receptor-like kinase NFP. Gene Ontology annotation, molecular function: ATP binding; protein kinase activity. The record is from RefSeq and is a predicted model, not a curated record. NCBI's taxonomy places the organism in Eukaryota, Viridiplantae, Streptophyta, Magnoliopsida, Ericales, Theaceae. Gene Ontology annotation, biological process: protein phosphorylation.